Gadus macrocephalus (Pacific cod) is the source of this 3432-nucleotide messenger RNA. RefSeq names its product RNA-binding protein Musashi homolog 1-like. Gene Ontology annotation, molecular function: RNA binding. Gene Ontology annotation, cellular component: cytoplasm. The transcript is spliced from 11 exons. The coding region runs from base 1 to 765 and encodes 254 amino acids. Lineage: Eukaryota; Metazoa; Chordata; Actinopteri; Gadiformes; Gadidae. The record is from RefSeq and is a predicted model, not a curated record.
AUGUGUUGUCCUAUCGACCCCAAGGUGGCGUUUCCCCGCCGGGCCCAGCCUAAGCUGGUGACCAGGACAAAGAAGGUCUUUGUCGGAGGGCUGUCAGUCAAUACCACCAUCGAGGAUGUGAAGCAAUACUUUGACCAGUUCGGAAAGGUCGAUGAUGCCAUGCUCAUGUUUGACAAAACGACCAACAGACACAGAGGCUUUGGCUUUGUCACUUUCGAGAGCGAAGACGUGGUGGAGAAAGUGUGCGAGAUCCACUUCCACGACAUCAACAACAAAAUGGUUGAGUGUAAAAAGGCCCAGCCCAAGGAGGUGAUGUCCCCGACGGGGUCUGCCAGGGGCCGAUCACGGGUCAUGCCCUACGGCAUGGACGCCUUCAUGCUGGGCAUCGGCAUGCUAGGCUACCCAGGGUUCCAGGCUACCACCUACACUAGUCGCAGUUACUCUGGCAUCCCGCCAGGUUACACUUACCAGUUCCCUGAAUUCCAUUUAGAGAGGACCCCCCUCAUGACAUCAUCCCACCCCCCUGAGCUGACAGCCAUUCCUCUGACCGCGUAUGGACCAAUGGCAGCAGCCGCAGCAGCAGUAGUAAGAGGCUUCCUAGGCACCAGCAGCCCUGGACCAAUGGCUGACCUGUAUGCAGCAGCCAAUCAGGACUCAGGAGUCAGUAGCUACAUGAGCGCUGCUAGCCCCGCCCCCAGCUCGGGGUUUGGCCAUGGACUCGGGGGUCCUAUGAUUGCUACUGCUUUCACUAAUGGCUACCACUGAGAAGGCUCAGGUCACUGAACACAGGAUGGGCCCUCCUGGGCUGACGAUUGGAUCAAACCUGCUGGGUGCCCAUCGAUGGCACAAUUUGAUUGCGGUUCACAGGCUCUACCAGAAUGCUGGCUCCCUGCGGCCCCACCCACCAAGUGAAGAUUUGUUUAUUUUGUUUUAUUUGUUAAAUACUAAACUCUUGUUUAGUCGUACUAAUCUCACUCCAACACUCACCACCCCCACCCCUGUCUCUCCUCUUCUUAUCUCAACUGUCCUCCUAUAGGCUGAUUACUAGACAACUCCAUUUCUGUUUCCUUUACAGCAGGUUGAAAUAUGAAAAACUGCUACAGACAAACAAAAAAAAAUAAUCAAACAAAUCUCCGGUCAAAGUUCGUCAUUGUAUUCAUGACGAGUAUGGAGAAGAUAUUUUUUUUUGCUUACUUUAUGACAUUUUUUAAUUAUGUUAUUUUAUUUUCAUGUACGGUGUUUUUUCUCUUUAUGAAAUAUGUUGAAUCUGUUACUGACGUGAGAGAGAAAAAAAGAAAAAAAAAAAGAAAUGCUGUUAAAUAGGGUUUCAUUCGUUUCCAAAAGGAAUCAGACCAGUUUCAACUACACCCACGGUCUGGCGCCUCAGGCAAACUCCUUUAAAAAAAACACACAAAAAAAGUACUCAAAAAAAUAACUAAACUCAAGUGUCACGGGAAACAUAAAAUAAUACUAAAAUGUAUAUUUUGGUAGUCUUUAAAAAUCAAACCUUUGUAAUAUUGUUAUUAAUAUUGACAGUAAUAAUGAUAAUCUGUAAGGUAUUUUAUUCUGUAAUUGGUUUCAAAGCAAUGUUUUUAUGUCUUCCUGUAAGAUAUUGUAAAUAUACGCUGGGAGGGAGGGAGGGGGGGGGGGGUACUCUACUGGUUAACACACCAUUGACUGGUUGAUGGAAGAAGAAAAAAGGUACUAGUAGUAAUUUAACUGGACAUCAUCAACUACUUAGUAUGGUCAUCUCACUGUUUUACUCAGUAUGCAUACAGGAUGUAUACCAGCGUCAAGAUGUGCGUUCAGAGGGCCACCCAUCGUUGUCUAGAAACACGAUGCGAUGGAUACUUCGAAGGCCAAUUUUAAAGAACACACCUAGCAUAUCCAUUAUGGAAAAUGGAAACAUUUUCUUCUUGUUACCAUUUUGGAAAAUUUACAGACUUUUUGGAUGAAGGAAGAAAAAAGAACGAAACAGGAAGCAACUAUUCAUUUUGUAAUUAAUGCAACACAACGAUCGGGUGCAGAUCGAUUUAUGAUUAUACACUUACUGGAGUGAAAAAAAUAUUCGACUUUUAAAAAAUGCAUGGCUAUCUCCUUUUAAAAAUUCUGUUUGGAAGAUGAUUGGUCCGAGGACGGAGGAAGACGGCGAAGGCCUAGACGUGCACGAUGGGGAGCGAGGGUAUGGUCGGGGGCGGGGGCGGGAUUACGGGGUCUAUGGGGUUGACUGGCGCUAUUUGGAAUGGAUUAUAUAUAUAUACUUAUAUAUAUUUUUUUUGCUCAGUUUCCUUCGUAACUUUUUGAUUUUGUUUUUUUGUUGCCAUUCUCUUAUGUGGUGUUAUCAACGGUGAAAAACAAAUGAAGGACUUUCCUGAAGUGAGUCUAAAAAAAGAUACACUGAGGCCAUGUUUUUUGUCCUUUUUACUGCGCGAUGGAAGGUGCAUGAGCUCGUGUCUGCGUGUGUGAGAGACCGAAUGUCUGCGCACAUUUAUUAAUGUGUAACAUGGAACUACUUUUGGCUGACGAAGGAAACCAUUUAGAUUUCGCCAGUUUCGGUACUGAAAAUAUAUGUCCCCCGUUCCAUUCUGGUCUUAAAAUCCCCCUUUUUCCCAUUACACAUUUCAAAUCAGCAUUUCACCGGUGGGGGAGAGACCGUGUUUUAACACACAGGCUUCGAUGCUCUCUGCAACCCCACACGUUUUAUUGUUUUGUACACACCCAGUGACUAAAUGUAACAAUGACCAGAGGGAUUCUGGAGGAGAAGCCAGACAUGGAACAGGGCCUUCCCCGACAGUCCGGCCGAGAGGACUUCUGUCGAGACCACAGCGUCUAGCAGCAAACGACUAGCUGCUGUAACUACAAUAAUAACAUUUAUUCUCUUUAUUUCCCCCUAUGGGAUCCAUGGGAUGAAUCUCACGAUAGAUAUCUUCAGCACAAUUUCAUCGAUCACUGCAGAUUUGAUUAGAAAAUUCUAGACAAAGGUCAGACAAAGUACCUCUCUUAAGGCUAUCUGGGACAAGACAUGAAACUACUACUGCUGGACACCAACACUGUAACUUUUUAUCUUACAACAAAGCAAUAAGUUAUUUUUUACCUUACAAAUGAUAAUAAAACUAUUAUUGGUGAUAUGCGAUGAUGUUGACAAUUCUGCGGCAUUAAGACUUAUUUUCAAAAAAAAAGUAACUAUAUUUUUCUGUUUUCAAGUCUUGUUCCCUGUGUACAGUAAUUUUGAAGCUGUUCUUGUUUGUGUUGACGUCAGGAAAAUGGCCUAUGUUUUGAGUAGAGCUGAAAACUCUGGCUAUGAGCCCUUGAACAACAGUUGACUUAAACUAUCAUUUGGGGCUGUUUUAUACCAAGCUUUAUCACAAUGUUGUUUUUUUUUCCUCUUUGGAAAUUUCGAUUUUAAAAUUCCUAAUAAAUUAUUCUAAAGCA